CAAUAUUUUCCCCACUGCUUCCUCGUUGUCUCGUUGUUCUUUUUCCCGCCAUGGAAGCCAUGGAAAUCGACUCGCAGAAAAUUCAUCAGAGAAAACAAUCUACCUACCUUUCCUUUGAUGAGAGCUUUGAGAUACAAAAAGAGACAUAUACCGGUCAGCAGUACAGUCAGAUUUACUUUGCUCGUCUCUACAAGAUGAGGACUUUACUCUAUUCCCUUGUUCCCAAUUGGAAACCCCGUUUAACAGUUUGUACAGUUUUGGGGCUAGAACAAGGGAAGGAAUGUAUCAUUGUUGGGACCCUUUACAAACACAUGAAGCUCAAACCUUGUAUUCUAGAUGAGUACUCUAAGGAGAGAUCUUCUGCCCCGCUGGUAAAAGCUCAUAAUUUUGUGCAUCCAGAUGAUUGUUUGAUUUUGGAAGAUGAAAGUGGAAGAGUUAAGCUAGGUGGGACUAAGCUUUCUCCUUUGCUAUACGUAACAGGUGUUGUUGUUGCUUUGCAUGGAAGAGAAACCAGCGCUGGUGAAUUCUUUGUUGAGGAUGUUCUGGAAGCUGGCCUACCACCUCAGAUAGAACUUCCCCUUGAAUUACGGGAAGACAAGUAUGUAGUUUUUGUGUCAGGGCUGAGUGUUGGGAGCACUGCUUCUAAUCCCCUUCAAUUUCAGCUUUUUGUUGAUCACAUAACUGGACAUCUGGGAGAUGAUGAGGAACAAAACAUUGCAGCACAGAUAGUUCAUGUUGUCAUUGCUGGGAACUCUGUUGAAAUUCCACAUGGACUUCUUAAUGGACAGAAUUUAGCUUCAAAGGAUCAGUCAAGUCUGUCUGACCCAAUAAAAGAGCUGGAUCUCUUGCUUACGCAGAUUGCUUCAGGUCUGCCAUUGGAUAUCAUGCCGGGAUCUAACGAUCCUGCAAAUUUUUCCUUACCCCAACAGCCAUUGCAUAGAUGUCUCUUACCUGGUUCAGCAGCUUAUAACACUUUUAGGUCCUGUACUAAUCCUCACUGCUUUGAGCUUGAUAAUAUCAGGUUUCUUGGAACAUCAGGUCAGAAUAUAGAUGAUCUUGCAAAGUAUUCAGAGGGAAAAGAUUCACUUGAUUUUAUGGAAAGGACAUUGAGGUGGGCGCACGUAGCACCAACCACACCUAAUACUCUUGGGUGUUAUCCUUUCAGUGAUAGGGAUCCUUUCGUGAUUGAGAGCUGUCCCCAUGUUUACUUUGUCGGUAAUCAGGAGAAAUAUGAAACUCGCCUGUUGAAGGGAUCAAAUGGGCAGUUGGUAAGGCUUAUUUGCAUACCUAAAUUUUGCCAGACAGGAGUAGCCGUUGUGCUCAACAUGAGAAAUCUCGAGUGUCACACGCUCACUUUUGGGACUCAGUUCAGCUGAUAAUCAAUUGGAGUUGUAAUGUCAAUUGAAGUCAUCGGUCGUAAUAUCAAUUGCUGUUCAACUUUCUAUUUUCUCAGAGAAUUUUAAUUUCAGGUUUGAGAACAUCAGCAGCUACCAUCCUCCUCCGAAAAUGUCCUGAAGCCAAAGUGGAUGAUAGGAACCAUGGAUGAAGCUAAUGUUGAAGUUGGCGAGAACUUUAUAUUUUCUAGUGUACUGACAUUCUUAGGAUUACCCUCCAAAUAGUAUUGAAAUUGUGUUAUGCUGUAUUCUUACAUAAACAAGCAGUGCUUUCUCACCUUAAUUCUUACAUAAACUGUGUUAGGAUUACCCUCCAAAAAGUAUUGAACCCAUGUGACUCGAAUUUACACUC
Messenger RNA from Rubroshorea leprosula, 1746 nucleotides. The record is from the annotation of a GenBank genome assembly. NCBI's taxonomy places the organism in Eukaryota, Viridiplantae, Streptophyta, Magnoliopsida, Malvales, Dipterocarpaceae.